Messenger RNA from Didymodactylos carnosus, 1386 nucleotides. Lineage: Eukaryota; Metazoa; Rotifera; Eurotatoria; Philodinida; Philodinidae. The record is from the annotation of a GenBank genome assembly.
AUGACAUUAACAAACUGUGCUGGCUGUGGGGAGCCGAUAUUAGAUCAAUAUUUAUUUCAAGUACUAGAUCGUGUUUGGCAUUCACAUUGUAUCAAAUGUAUAGAUUGUUAUGCACAUUUAAUAGAAAAAUGUUUUUCAAGAGAUGGAAAAUUAUUUUGUCGAACAGAUUUUUUCAGGAGGUACGGUCAAAAAUGUUCAGGAUGUCAACAAGGAAUUGCACCCGAUGAUUUAGUACGAAAAGCACGAGAAAAUGUUUAUCAUAUAGAUUGUUUUAAAUGUUGUUCAUGUUUAAAAAAAAUGUCAACUGGUGAAGAAUUAUAUAUGACACAUGACAAUCGAUUUCUGUGCAAAGAUGAUUUUAUAAGAAAAACAACAAAAGAUUUUACUAUUGGAAUAUGCAAAAAUGAUUUCGAUGAUGAUGGAAAAUCUUCAAUUGAAAAUGUUCCAAAUAAUCGACAUUUAUCACGUAACACUCAGCAUCGUUUAUCAAAUGAGUUAAAAUGUGAAAGAGACAAUGAUUUAUCUACAACAACGACUACGACUAUAUCCUCUCAUGAUUAUGAUAAAGAAAAUAAUUUAAAUGAGAUAAAUGGUCAUCAUCAUUGUUUAUCUCAACCAUCAACAUUAACGAAUACGGACAGUAAUUUAAGUUCAUCCGAUUUAAAAGAUGAAAACAUGGAUAUGGACGAUUUGGAUAGUGGCUCUGAAAAUGGAAAUGUAAAUGACUGUGGUUUGAACGGAUCAUCAAGUGGAUGUUCAUCAUCACAUAGUCAUAAGAAAAAUGGAGCUAUAGAUCAAGAUGGUAGUGGUGGCUCCUCGAAUAGUACUAAUAGUGGACCAAAAAAACGUGGACCAAGAACAACAAUCAAAACAAAACAAUUAGAAAUGUUAAAAUCAGCAUUUGCCACAACACCAAAACCCACCAGACAUAUUCGAGAAGAAUUAGCAAGAGAUACGGGAUUGGCUAUGCGUGUCAUUCAGGUGUGGUUUCAAAAUCGUCGUUCAAAAGAAAGACGAAUUAAACAAUCGACAUACAAUAAUGGUGGUAGAAGACAUUAUUUACGUCGAAUUCCAGGUGAUCAUCGACGACCAUUUGAUGAAAGUGAAAUUUUAGGUCAUCAUGGAUUAGGUUAUAUAACAGACCAAUUCCAAUGCGAGUUUCCUUAUCAACAACCAUCGUUUAACGAGUUUAUGAUGCAUCAACGAUUAGGCUAUGGUGCUCCAUUAGAACAUAUGGGAAAUAUAUCAAAUGAAAUACCAUUUGGUAAUGAAAAUACGCCUAAUGGACCCCCAGUAGUUCCCGAUUCUGACGAACUUCCCCAGCAAUUUAAUGGUGGGCAACCUAAUGGACAAUUUUCUGCACUACAUGAUUCUUCAUGGGGAUGA